AUGGGGAUAGAGGUGGUGAUAGAAGCGAGGCAGGAGUCAAGCUCCUCCAGGAAGCCUGCUGGGGGACCAGGGGGAAGGAGUAGAGGAGAUCAGGUUGGAAGAGUUAGAGCAGUGCUGGUGGGAGAUUUAGCGAGAGCCAAUGCCAAAUUGUACCUGGCUGUGUUUUCAGCAGUUCUGGGGAACUUUAACUUUGGGUUCUCGAUGGUCUACACAUCGUCUGUUAUACCACACCUGCUGAACUCCACAAACCCCAACCUAAGAAUGAAUAAUGCUCAAGUUGCAUGGUUUGGGUCAGUGUACACGCUGGGGGUGGCGUUUGGAGGGAUCAGUGGGAUGUUCCUGAAUGACUGGCUGGGGAGGAAGCUCUGCAUCAUGAUGUCUGCCGUACCCUCUGUGGCGGGCUAUGCGGUGAUGGGCAGUGCACAGGGAGUGUGGAUGCUGCUGCUUGGACGCAUUCUCACAGGAAUAGCUGCAGGGAUGACAUCAGCCUCAAUACCAGUGUAUGUGUCAGAAAUUUCCAAACCAGAAGUGCGAGGAUGGUUGGGAUCCUGCCCUCAGAUCACAGCUGUCUUUGGGGCCCUUUCUCUGUAUGCACUUGGGCUGGGGCUGCCCUGGCGCUGGCUGGCUGUGGCGGGGGAGGUGCCCACUCUGCUCAUGCUGGUGCUGCUGUGCUUCAUGCCAGACUCGCCUUGCUUCCUCAUCUCCAAGGGCAGGGCUGAGGAGGCACAGCGCUCACUGGCCUGGCUUCGAGGGGCCGAGACUGACUACAUGCGCGAGUUUGCGGAGAUUGACCGGAGUAUCAAGGCACAGGGUAAGAUCUCGUGCACAGACCUGCGGAAUCCCUUUUACUACAGGCCCGUCCUCAUCACUGUGCUCAUGAGGUUUUUACAGCAGAUGACGGGAAUCACCCCUAUCCUUGUCUACCUGGAGCCCAUCUUCAAUAUGACCAAAGUCAUCCUGCCUGGGGAUUACGAUGCUGUCAUUGUGGCUUUCGUCCGGCUGGUGGCUGUAAUUAUCGCUGCCACUUUCAUGGAUAAAGCAGGGAGGAAGAUUCUGCUUUUCCUGUCUGGGUUUCUCAUGUUCCUCUCCACUCUGACAAUGAGUCUGUACAUUCACUUCAGUGAGGACCACUCCCAACCCCAGCCCCACCACAACAGCACCCAGCUCCUCACUGAUCUCCUCUCACAGCCACACAGCAUGCUCAGUACAGGAGGGCAGGGUCUCCUCACCUGGAUACCUCUCAUUAGCACCAUGGUCAUUAUAUUUGGCUAUGCAGUGGGCUGGGGUCCCAUUACCUGGUUGCUUAUGUCAGAGAUUCUGCCCCUGGGUGCUCGCGGGAUGGCCUCUGGUCUGUGUGUAACGGUCAGCUGGAUCACAGCCUUCGUCGUGACAGAGGUCUUCAUGACUGUCGUGAAUGCCUAUGGCCUAUUCGUCCCCUUCCUGUUCUUCGCAGUGGUGUGCGUGGUGAAUAUCAUCUUCACAGCAGUGUGCGUGCCAGAAACGAAGGGGAGAUCACUGGAGGAGAUUGAGAACUACUUCAGAACGGGAUGCACAUUCAGCAUCGACGAGUAACGACAUGAAAGAAUCUACUGAUGGAACACAGAUACUUACAGGGGACUGCUAAGUGAUCUGGGAAACGGUAUGUAUUUUCUAUGGCGAUAUCAGAGCUUAUCAUAUGAAUCAGUAUUCAUGCUCUGAUUUAAAAACUUGAACAAGAGCUUUCAGACUCUCAACAUAUUGUAACUGACUGCUCGCUGCUAUAUAGGGUGUUUUCCACGAGCAAACUAGAUUGCAUACAGUAUUCAGGCUAUACAGUAGAAAUGCAAUAUGCCAUUUUAAAAGCUUUCCUGCGUUAAGUUCUAGAAUCUUAUAGAAUGGAUUGGUCAAGAAAAAAGUCACGCAGGAGGUGGACUGCUGCGCUGGGCACUUACAAACAGACAGAAGGUUCCUUCUAUCCUGGAGAGUUGAUAUAGUACACAGAUACGUACUGUAGCAGCCAAAGCUUUAUAGUACAAGUCAUUCAACUUCCAUAGUUGUGAGCAAGAGGAAUGACUUAAAUAGCAGCCUACACUUCCAGUUUAAACAUGCAAAGAAUGAAGAGACAUCAAGAUUCCUAACAGUAAAUGAUAACUUUGUUGCACUUUUAAGGUUGCAUAUAAUCCAGCUGCUGUUGUUACACCCCCAUGCUUUUAAAGAGGUCACAAAAAAACAAGGAAAACUAUGAAAGUAUGUGCUAACCAGAAAUCAUAGUUCAUAUUAAAAUCAAAUAAAACUCAACAAUCUUGUGGAGCACUCUAUCUUAAAUAUAAGUACUGUAAUCCACGCUCUUCCGGCAAACACAAACACAUAUUUGUGCUGUUUUGUGUUUUAAUAAAAGUGGUGUUGCCAAAAUCAUUCCUUCCCCUCCCUGUAAGCUUUUACUUCUUUCUUCUUUUACUCAAAAGACUGGGAAUACAUUGAGGUUGAGGGCUACAGCAUUCCAGAUCUGGAGCCCAGCAUCAAGUGAUUAUUUACUCAUGAAGGGAACAGAUCUGUCUCUGUCUAUGAAUUAACAAACCCAGGAGAUACUAGGAAUUGACCUUCUCAUAAGGAAGCGGGGCAAUGCGAGUUUCAUGUUAAUUAAAGCUGCUAUUAUUAAUCACACUGCACUGUUGAUUGGGUCAGGUGUGUAUUAUAAUUGCUUUGUACUUGUAAGAAAAAAAAAAAAAGUAUCUUGAUUAUCAAUAACAGGACAACAAAAUGCAAAUCUUUUGACAUUUCUAAUGCAAUAAAGUAUUUUGCCAAAUUGGUGCAAUUCUUUU
Acipenser ruthenus (sterlet) is the source of this 2801-nucleotide messenger RNA. RefSeq names its product solute carrier family 2, facilitated glucose transporter member 6-like. Gene Ontology annotation, molecular function: transmembrane transporter activity. The transcript is spliced from 10 exons. Bases 1 to 1572 code for a protein of 523 amino acids. Gene Ontology annotation, cellular component: membrane. The record is from RefSeq and is a predicted model, not a curated record. Gene Ontology annotation, biological process: transmembrane transport. NCBI's taxonomy places the organism in Eukaryota, Metazoa, Chordata, Actinopteri, Acipenseriformes, Acipenseridae.